UAACUAUGGCAAAAACCCUAAUCUUAACAACAUUUCUCCUACUCACUCGUAUAAUUUCAUGUUCAGCUGACUUCGACAAUGUCGAUUGCCUAGACAUAUUACAAGACGUUUUCCCCUUCGUUCGAGUCUAUAGGAAUGGAACCAUCGUCCGAUACUUGCCCGAGGAUUUCGUCGAGCCGUCGCCGGACGGCGAUCCGAAGACGGGAGUUCGAUCCAAAGACGUGAUCAUCGAUGAAGCCCGUAACGUCUCCGCCCGGAUCUUCUUGCCGGCGGAUAUCCCUCAGCCGUGGAAGAAGCUCCCCGUCCUCAUCUACUACCACGGCGGCGGGUUCACAACCGGAAGUCCCUUCUCGACGACAUACACCAACUACGUAAGCUCCAUCGUCGCCAAAGGAAAUGUCAUCGCCGUUUCGGUGAGUUACCGGUUGGCCCCCGAAUUCAAGCAACCGAUCGGGUACGAAGAUGCGUGGAUCGCGAUCAAGUGGGUGUUUUCCCACGCCCCGUCUAACGGAUGGAAAGGAACCGAGCCGUGGUUGCAAAACUACGCGGAUUUUGGAAGGGCUUUUGUAGGCGGGGAUAGCGCCGGAGGCAAUAUUGCGCAUAACACGGUUAUGCACGCCGGGUUAGAGAAGGAAAGCGGGGUUGUUCUAGAAGGUCUAUUUUUGAAUUGUCCGAACUUUUGGGGAAGUACUCGGAUUGGUCGAGAAGAGGGGAUGCCCGAUGAUGUCGUGAUGAGGAACAACUUAUGGUUGCUUGUGUACCCGAAUGUCCCGGCCACAUUCGACUACCCAGCAAUAAAUCCAAGCCUCGAUCCAAAUAUACAUAGUCUAGGGGCAAAAAAGUUGUUUGUGUAUGUCGCCGGGGAAGAUAUCCUUCGCGACCGCGGAUAUCUUUACGUGGACACGUUGAAGGAGAGUUUGUGGAAUGGAUCGAUUAAAUUUUUCGAGGUCGAGGGGGAGGGACAUGUGUUUGAUAUUACGAACCCGGACUCCGAUAAGGCUCGGAAGAUGUUGGAGGAAGUUGUUUCGUUUGUUAAUGGAGGCAAUGCCAUUUAGGAAUUAACAAGUUCGAGCUCGUGCGUGAUCGUGUUUAUAUAUAUUUGUGGAUGUAUAAUAGUGAUGGGUGAUGUCUUUUAUUUGAUGUUUGUUUUGUGUGUUGUGAAGUUCGAAUGAAUAAAAUGUGUGUUUCAUA
This is a messenger RNA of Andrographis paniculata, 1191 nucleotides long. RefSeq names its product 2-hydroxyisoflavanone dehydratase-like. The coding region runs from base 6 to 1055 and encodes 349 amino acids. Gene Ontology annotation, molecular function: hydrolase activity. The transcript has a single exon. The record is from RefSeq and is a predicted model, not a curated record. NCBI's taxonomy places the organism in Eukaryota, Viridiplantae, Streptophyta, Magnoliopsida, Lamiales, Acanthaceae.